AUGGCAUUCCAUGAGAAUGUCCAAGACCCUAUAUUUCCGCAAGCCUUAGUUUUUAGACUUGGGGGUGAUUAUUGUGAAUGCAGUUUGGUUGAAUUUUCCUGGAGAAUAGGGUUAUACAAGACUCAGGAAGUUAUGACUCCAAAAUUUGUUAUGUUUUUGAGGGAGGCGACUCAAGUAUAUGAAAAUGGGGCCUCGGGGCUUGAGUUUUGGAACAAUACUGCAUCCGUAAUAUUCAAUUCUGGAGUGUCACCCGAGAGCAACAUAAGAUCCCCCAUUUACUUCUUAGUACACCGAUUCAUCACUUUCUCCAUGAAUCAUAGGCGUCAUGAGGAUAAGUUUAUGAAGCAAAAUUUGUUCUUUUUAUGGUGCAUCUUACAGCCAGGAGUGUGUUGUAACAUUCCACAUUUUCUGGCUUGCUUCUUGGCUGAUUCUGCUGCAAGUCCUCGCCCUGGGAGCCCUAUAUGUGGGGGCUACUUCAUUACUAGAUCGGCCCAUUCUUAUGGCUUAGUCGUUCCCAACAUUACCCGCUCGUUGACUUUCAUGGAAGGUAACAAUUUCACUAUGGGAUACUUGGAGACAUUGAGGGUUGUUCGGAAUUAUGGGUCUCAUUGGGGGCUUAUUGAAAUUGAUGAUGAGGGUGAUGAUGGAGAGCAGCCUGGUGAACAGUCUGAGCAACAACCACAGCCAAGGCAUCAGAUAAGGAAUGUGCGAGGACAAGGAGAGAGAGGGCAACCGAUGCAUCACCCCGCACCUAUGAGAGAACCAAAUUUUGGGGGUGAUAUGGCCAAGUAUUUCUAUUCGCUUUCGUUAAGUGUCAAUUGGAUUGGAGGGACUGUGGAAAAUCUGGUACAACAUUUGCAUGUGGAACAACCUCCUCACCUGGGGUAUCAUUACCCAAUUUGCUCUUGGUUGAGUGAGUAUCGAGGUCAAGGGGGAGAUGGAGCCGGUACAAGUGGAGCACAAGAUGAAGAAUAUGAUGAUUGA
Molecule: messenger RNA, 984 nt
Organism: Lactuca saligna
Lineage: Eukaryota; Viridiplantae; Streptophyta; Magnoliopsida; Asterales; Asteraceae
Source: the annotation of a GenBank genome assembly